AUGGCUAACAGCAUGGAAGGCCAAGAGACCAUCCAUAGCGUCUGCGGACCGAUCUGUCACUCUAUUGCCGAUAUGCGGCUCUUUGUCACGUCGAUUCUCAGCCAAAAGCCAUGGGCCUAUGAUUCUAAAGUCAUCCCAAUGCCAUGGAGAUAUGAUGAAGAGAAUGCUAUCAAGGAAAAGAUUUCCGCUCGGGGUUUGAAUAUGGGCUACUAUCUCUGCGAUGGAAAUGUUCUGCCUCAUCCCCCGGUCAUCCAGGCUGUCCAGAAGGUUGUUAACAAACUCAGCGAGGCUGGGCAUACAGUUAUUCCUUGGGAACCUUACCGGCAUCCAUAUGCUGUUGAUCUGGCUAACCGCAUCUAUGCCUCUGAUGGAGGAACUGAUAUAUUUUCGGUCCUCGAUACUUCUGGGGAGCCUGCAAUUCCUAACAUUGCGGAGCUUGUCAAGCCGGAUCUUCCCAAGUUGAGUCUCAAUGAACUUUGGGAUAUCCAGCUUCAGAAGUGGAAUUACCAGUCGGAUUACCUAGCCAGGAUCCGAGAGGCCGAAACGAAACUUGGUAAGGAACUUGAUGCUAUCAUUGCUCCUAUUACUCCUACAGCCGCUAUCCGACAUGACCAGUUUAAAUACUAUGGAUAUGCUACUGCGAUAAAUAUACUCGAUUUUACUAGCGUAGUAGUGCCCGUCACAUUUGUUGACAAAAAGAUCGAUGAGCCGAAUUAUCAAUUCAAGCCACUUACCGAAAUAGAUCGGACGGUGCAGGCAGAAUAUGAUCCAAGUGCGUAUCACGGUGCGCCAGUGGCAGUUCAGAUUAUCGGGCGACGACUUACUGAGGAGAGGGUUAUGAGCAUUGCUGAGGAAGUGGGGCGUCUACUUGGAAACGAGGUUGAUCUAUAA
Molecule: messenger RNA, 891 nt
Organism: Fusarium poae
Lineage: Eukaryota; Fungi; Ascomycota; Sordariomycetes; Hypocreales; Nectriaceae
Exons: 4
Coding region: 1-891 (296 amino acids)
Source: RefSeq, a predicted model, not a curated record